UUGGGAUUCAAAUAGGAGUCGUUGAAAGAUGAUGAUGAAGAAUCCAUCGUCGUCUGCAAGAAAACACAUGGCAUAACCAUCAGGAAAAUGUCUCGGCUCCUCGGUGAGAACUCUGCGGAUCCCAACGUCUCCUCCCUCUCCUCGUCGCUCCAGUUCCAGAUGCGCUGCCUCCGGACCGAACCCAGCUCCAUCCUCCACACCGCGUUCAGCCUCACCCGCAUGUCCCUCCAUCUUCCCCUCAGCGUCGUCAUCCUUCACCUCGGCCUUCGUCGGUGGCAGCAGAGGCGCUCCUCAUCCUCCGCCGCGCCGAUGAGCCACUCUGACUUCUUCACCCACCUGGCGGCCGUCAUCGAGCUGAUCGACGUGUUGGGAUGCGUCCUUUUAUUUAUCGGUAUCCAUGGCGACGACUCCAACGCAUAUUUCUCCGGGGUUGUUCUGAGUUUUUUCGUUUGGUACGGAGAGAUGAACGUGAACGUGCUGACCUGUGUGGAGCGCUACCUGGCCGUGGCUCAUCCCAUCACCUACCUGAAGCUCCGGAGCGACACAGGAACCAGAAUCAGAAACAUGAUCUGCUGCUGCUUCUGGUUCUCCAGCUUCAUUGGGAUCGGGUUGGUGGUGAUAGGACGGGAAGCGUUCUACGCUUUCUUCCUUCUCACUCUGUCUCUGGUGGUUGUGUCUUUCUGCAGCCUCUCUGUGCUCUGCAUCCUGAUUCGACCGGGUCCGGGUGAGCAGGGUCAAAAUAAGCCCCGGGUUGACCCAUCGAAGCAGAGAGCGUUCCUCACCAUCGUGGCCAUUCUGCUGGUUCUGCUGCUCAGGUAUGUCAGCGAGCAGCAGCCUUCAUCAUCCUCAUCCUCCUCUCUGCUGUUCUCGAGCCACUGCCUCCAGUCUAAACCCAGCAGCUUUAUAUCCAUCCGGAUUCUCAUCCUCCUCCCUCUCUACGCCUUCAUCCUCCAACAUGGCCUCCACCGGUGGAAACAGAAGCUCUCCGCCUCUCACUCUGACUACUUCACCAGCCACGUGGCUGUCAUGAAGCUGGCUGAUGUCAUUUCCUGUGUUCUCUGCUCCGCAGGGAUCUACGGUGAUCAUCCCAGGAUUUUGAUUGGUGGGAUCAUUUUGUCAUUUUUUCUUAAAAAUGGGGAGACACUGUUUCACAUUCUGACUUGUGUGGAGCGCUACCUGGCCAUCGUCCAUCCGGUCACCCACCUGAGACUGAAAAACAAGCGAGGGGUCAGGAUUCGGGCCGUCUCCACCGGCUGCGUUUGGCUGCUUCGCCUCGUAGGGAUCGACUGGAUCACUGAGGACGUUUCAGACAUCGCUCUUGAUUUUUGCAUGUUGCUAAUUUCGCUAACAGCCGUCUGCUUCUGCAACGUUGCUGUUCACUGGGCUCUGACCCGCCCAGGUCCAGCCAACCAAAGGAAGAGGAUCGACCCAUCAAAAAUGAGGGCAUUCCUCACCAUUUUGGCGGUGUUGAUGGUUCUGCUGCUAAGAUUCCUGUGGGAUCUCAUUUGGCUGGAGAUGUAUUUUAAAAGUGAAACUGCAUAGUCAUAAUGUUUAACUCGUUGUUUGCUGUCCCCAGCAGUCUGGUGUUACCUGUGCUGUGUCUACACACGGCAGGAACAUGUGUGAGCUGCAAGCAGACAUGUUUUCUAAAGAAAUUUUAGAGACUGAUUAAGGUUUAACAAGUUUAACUUGUUUUUCUUAUUGUUUUUUUUACCCUUUUGGAUAAUUUAAAUAUAGUGAAUGUAAAGACAACGUUCAAAUACUUUAGAGAAAAAAUAUUUAUGGGAAACAUGUUUUUCUUUAUUCUGUCUUAGUUUUCAAUAGCUGUUAUGGAAAUAAAAUAAAAAA
Messenger RNA from Poecilia reticulata (guppy), 1848 nucleotides. RefSeq lists its product as uncharacterized. Gene Ontology annotation, cellular component: plasma membrane. Gene Ontology annotation, molecular function: lysophosphatidic acid receptor activity. Lineage: Eukaryota; Metazoa; Chordata; Actinopteri; Cyprinodontiformes; Poeciliidae. Gene Ontology annotation, biological process: phospholipase C-activating G protein-coupled receptor signaling pathway; positive regulation of Rho protein signal transduction. The record is from RefSeq and is a predicted model, not a curated record.